UUCCCAAGAGCAAACAACUUCCAGGAGCCCACACCCAGCAUACCAGGCACACCAAAGCUAGUGUUAGUUCGAGUAGAACAUCACAUCUCACCUGAAGAUGUCUUCUGGGUUGUUGUCGCGGAGCACCUCCCCGAGCUCGGACUCGGAGUGGAGCAAGAAGGAGAACAAGAUGUUCGAGGAGGCGCUCGCCUACUACGGCGAGAGCGCCCCCAACCUCUGGGAGAAGGUGGCCAGCGCCAUGGGGGGCACCAAGUCCGCCGAGGAGGUGCGCCGCCACUUCCAGAUCCUUGUCGACGACGUCAACAGCAUCGAGCACGGCCGCAUCCCCUUCCCCAAGUACAAGACCCAGGGCUUCUGGACCUAAAAGGAUGAAGCAGUGUAAGCUCCAGUGGACAGUGAACAAAGAUGUACAAAGUAGAUCCCUAAGAAGCAAGAAUGGACUGUUGUUCUAGAAGGAAGUAAGGGAAUCCAGCAUUGGUAGAAUAACAGGAAGGAAAGGAGCAUUGUCUAUUUGUGUGUACAAAAAUUAUUGUUAGGUCAUGUCCAAGAUUAAGUCUGCCUCAAUGUCAUUGUAGAUUCUCGUCUACAUUCAUGAACUGUGUGUUUGUUCAUUAUCAGUAAACUGUCAUGUAAACUCAUGUAUAUGUGUUAUU
Molecule: messenger RNA, 653 nt
Organism: Triticum dicoccoides
Lineage: Eukaryota; Viridiplantae; Streptophyta; Magnoliopsida; Poales; Poaceae
Product: protein RADIALIS-like 3
Exons: 2
Coding region: 98-364 (88 amino acids)
Molecular function (GO): DNA-binding transcription factor activity
Source: RefSeq, a predicted model, not a curated record